AUGAUUGGUGACACGAUUUUAAUUAUUUGUAUUUCAAUUGCAACUGCAUUACUUGGUGAAGGUCUCACAUGGUUGCUUGUCUAUCGAACAGAAAAAUAUCAAAGAUUAAAAGGUGAAGUCGAAAAAGCAAGUAAACGACUUGAACGUCAAAAAGAAAAUGUUAGUGAAGCAGCAGAUAAAGUUCAAAAACGAAAACUUGAACGUCAAGAAGAAAAAUUAAAAGUUAAUAAUCGAGAUUUAUCAAUGGUUAAAAUGAAAUCAAUGUUUGCAUCAAGUUUUACAUUUAUGGCAUUACUUGGCAUGUUUAAUUCAAUUUUUGAUGGUCGUGUUGUUGCUAAACUUCCAUUUGAACCAAUUCCAUUGAUACGUGGAUUAUCUCAUCGAAGUUUAUCUGGUGAUGAUUUUACAGAUUGUUCAUUCAUUUUUCUAUAUGUUUUAUGCACAAUGUCUAUUCGACAGAAUGUUCAAAAACUAUUUGGUCUUGCUCCAUCACGUGCUGCAAGUAAAGCAUCCGGUGGUUUCUUUUCACCUCCUGGUCAAUUAUCACAACGUUAA
This is a messenger RNA of Rotaria sordida, 555 nucleotides long. The record is from the annotation of a GenBank genome assembly. NCBI's taxonomy places the organism in Eukaryota, Metazoa, Rotifera, Eurotatoria, Philodinida, Philodinidae.